Molecule: messenger RNA, 1002 nt
Organism: Trypanosoma theileri
Lineage: Eukaryota; Euglenozoa; Kinetoplastea; Trypanosomatida; Trypanosomatidae
Product: stress-induced-phosphoprotein 1
Exons: 1
Coding region: 1-1002 (333 amino acids)
Molecular function (GO): Hsp90 protein binding
Source: RefSeq, a predicted model, not a curated record
AUGCCCAGUGCGAAAGAACCCCCAUUGCCACCAGAGAUCCUUGCCCGAGUGGAGAGUUUGAAUAAUGGUGCCACUGCCACUGCAGAGGAUUGGAAAUCUAUUGGCAACGCCUGUUUUGCCCACGGCUGUCAUCUCAGCGCUAUACGAUACUACAGUGAAGCCAUUGAAAAAGGUGAGGAUUCAGCUAUUCUUCGCAGUAAUAGAAGUGCCGCCUACUUAAAGUCUCCCAUGUUUGCCGGCCCCUCACUGGCGUUAAAAGAUGCGGAGAGGGCUGUUGAACUAGAUGCUGGUUGGUAUAAGGCUCAUCUCCGCAUUGGGGAUGCGCAGUUUGCCCGUAAAAAGUAUGAAGAAGCGAAAACGGCUUAUCAAAAGGCGUUGGAGUUGAAUAGCAACUGUGAGGCGGCAACGGAGUCACUUCGUCUGGUGGAGCGUGAGAUCUUUCUACGCUCACUAGAUGAACAAGAAAAAGAACGAAAGAAGAGGAAACAACAACAAGAACAAGAAGGAGAAGAAUAUGAAGAAGAAGAAGAUGAAGAAGGGGAAAUGCCACUUCGUAAAGGAAAUCCAUCCGAUUGGUCUGCCAACUCCACUAUGAGUGGAAUGAAUAUGACUGCCUCUACAAAGUCCGGCGGUGAGAAACCACCCACACUGGAGGAGGAAGUCCAACGGAAUAUUCAUCUCUGGGCAAAAGAUACUAUUACAUAUGAAGAUCGAACAGCCAUGCGUGCAUUUAAUGCCCGUAUUGAAGAAGCAGAUCGACAAACCGGCGUCGCUUACAAAAAUGCACUUCUCUCGAAGUUUCGGGGUAAACUGAACGCAGAGGAUACACUUCGUCGUACUGUGGCCGAACGACACGAACAAGAAAUGCGGGUGGGUGAAGGCAUUGACUACCGCAAUGCUGACAACUACCGUUCAAUGUAUAUGAAGGGAACAGAUGGAGUUGGUUUGGGUAUCUCCACAGAUGCGUAUAAGUCUUACAAGUAUGAAAGUAAGAUGUGGUAA